CAAUAAACAAUGGUCACGCGAGUUUCAUUAAUAAAACUAGCUUGUUACGGCAAUGACUUUGCAUUUGUUAUCGAUCUUUUGAGUAGAAUAGAAUUCAGUUGAUUAUUAUGUGUACUGUAACGCAAACCUUUUUCCUGAUCCUUUCGCUAGGAUUGGUCCUGGGAUACCCGCAAGCGGAAAUCGCUGAUGUCGAUUUUCAAACCGAACAAGUUAAUCCCCGAGAGCAGCCGAGUGAGGAAGUGAUUCCGGAAAUUUUCAACAUUCCACCGGAUAAGGAAGUUGGUGAUCUGCUGAAGAAUAUACCUCCACCCCUGAGGGAUCAAAAACCCAUGGCAUCGGAGAAGUUACUUCGGCCGGGACGAUCGUACUAUUAUUAUUAUCCGUGGACUUAUUACUAUCCCAGAUAUCGCUGGAGUCCUUAUUAUAAUUACUACAAUUACUACUGGUGGUGGUAGUUGAU
Messenger RNA from Uranotaenia lowii, 460 nucleotides. RefSeq lists its product as uncharacterized. The transcript is spliced from 2 exons. NCBI's taxonomy places the organism in Eukaryota, Metazoa, Arthropoda, Insecta, Diptera, Culicidae. The record is from RefSeq and is a predicted model, not a curated record. The coding region runs from base 108 to 455 and encodes 115 amino acids.